AUGGCAUAUACCACUCAGGUAUUCAACGUCCACAACCUAUGGUGUUUCGAGCAUAACAAACCCACCAUUCGCCGACGGCGAGGACCGCGUGGUAAUCAACAGCCCCCGGCCAUUUUCUUCAAUGCUAUUGAUAUCAUGAUCUCCACCAUGCUCGCAAUUGGCAAAGCGGCCGCCAACUUCAAGCCUCCUUUCAACACCCAAUCCGAUACAUUCAAUCACCUCUUGAACCAUCUCGGGCUUUUUUAUGAUGGUAUAACCCACUGGACCACCGGGUUCAAAGGUAACAGGACUAUUUAUAGAGAACACCGGCACGGGCCCCGACUGAGGACCAUUGACGCAGCCUUGGAGGAAUUGAGGACGACAAUCCUCGAGGAACAACCAAAUCUGGACCUAGAAAAAAAGGAGUGGAAAAUCGCAACCGUCUCGGCCCUAUGGCUGCUUCUCGACUUGCGUUACGAGAGCAUACAACGACGUCCAACAUAUCUUGGUGAAGAUCGUUUAGAUUGGUUCCAAGGACAAGUGCUCGAGCAGCUGGAGCUAAAACUACCCAAAAAACCGACGCCCAAUUUCACACUAGGCACAGGCCUUCCUGCCACCAUUUUCGUAUGCGCUGUCGAGGAAGGAAUGGUGUGGGGGGAAUGCAAGAUGCAAUGGUACCCGUUCGAUUCUGUCACCAACGAGUUCCGCAAAAUGCGUCUUUGCCGUCUUGGAGGGAAAAAGUGCCGCUUGUUCGACCAAUCGACUAAACUGAAGGCCAUUGAGGAGGCCAGCAGAGGUACCGCCGGGAACCCUGGAGGUCAAACACGCAAGGCCAAUGCAGCAAAUUUCAAGAGACUUCUCACCGAACGCGGGUGGACACCGUUCGACCAUCGACAGGAACCGGGAAUAGCAUACCGUGUGGGUUAUGGAGACGCGGAAAAGAGGUUCAGGCGGCGUGUUCCGUGCCUCAAAUGUUCUCACUUAUUCAACUGGGGUAUCCAGAUUAACGGGCCUUCUGACAAGAAUUUCUUCGAAAUCAUGAACUGCGCCGAAGACGACGUCCACAUGCAGCUAGAACAUCGUCGCCAACAGUCUGGCCAGAAGAGACAAACCACUAACAACACUCCUUCACCCAACAACAAAGAGGGACAAACUAGCUCACCAACAACAGUGACGGACACAUGA
Fonsecaea nubica is the source of this 1164-nucleotide messenger RNA. RefSeq lists its product as hypothetical. The transcript has a single exon. NCBI's taxonomy places the organism in Eukaryota, Fungi, Ascomycota, Eurotiomycetes, Chaetothyriales, Herpotrichiellaceae. The record is from RefSeq and is a predicted model, not a curated record. Bases 1 to 1164 code for a protein of 387 amino acids.